AUGAUUCGGACCGUAUUGUUACUGUGUGUGUUAGGACUGGCGGCGGCGUCGCCCGCGCUAGUGAGGAGCCGAGAGGAGGUUGAAUCGUUUAGGAACUUCUUAGAGAGUACCAAAACCAAUGAUGGGAACAACUUCCUGGCUCGCACGAAGCAGUCUCCGUUUUCCAAUCCCGAGGAAAACAGCGGCAAGUUCCAAGGUGAUAUAAUCUUGGAUGACUUCAUGAUUGAAGACAUGGUACAAGGUUACGCCGUGGGUAGAAACGCUUACAUCUUCCCCGACACUCACUGGCCAAAUAACACUGUUGUGUGGCAGUUCGGAGAAGGUGAAUUUGGUCCUCUACAGCAACAAGCCAUUAAGGAAGGAAUACAAGACAUAGAAAAUCACACUUGUAUUAAGUUCCGCUACCGGGAGCCAGAAGACACUGUCUUUGUAAAUGUUACUGGUGGAGCAGGAGGUUGCUAUGCUCACGUAGGUUACUGGCAACCUCGCGGGGUUCACACGUUGAACCUAGCUCGCAACCUGCCCGGCGUUGGUUGCUUCAGACACGCGACUAUAGUGCACGAGUGGAUGCACAUACUCGGCUUCAUGCACAUGCAUUCCACUUACAACAGAGACGAUUACGUGGACAUCAUUGAAGAGAAUGUUGUACCUGGUAUGUUCCAUAACUUCGAUAUCUACACCUCGGAACUCGUGAGUAACAAUGGUAUUGAAUAUGACUACGUCAGCUGUCUCCACUACGGACCAUUCGCGUUCUCAGUCAAUGGUGAACCAACUAUUGUACCUAAAAAGGAAUUCGAAGGUACAAUGGGUCAAAGAGUUUUCAUCACUGAGAAGGAUUGGCUUAGAAUCAACAGGCACUAUAAUUGUUCCGGGGCUUGGGAUGAAGAGGAAGAAGAUAUAAAAGAAAGUAGCGAACAAGAAGAAGAUGAUGAUGAACAAGAACCGGAGAUUGAAAUAGUAGAAGAUAGUGGAGAAGAUGACGAAGAAUAUGGAGAAAACGGAGAAGUUCUGGACGUAGAUGAAGAAGAUGAAGAAUUAAUCAAACGAUUGAUAGCAGUACAGCUGCUACAGAUGAAGAAAUAG
Messenger RNA from Danaus chrysippus (African queen), 1083 nucleotides. NCBI's taxonomy places the organism in Eukaryota, Metazoa, Arthropoda, Insecta, Lepidoptera, Nymphalidae. The record is from the annotation of a GenBank genome assembly.